AUGCUGAUAGGUCAUCCGAAUGAAGAUCCGAUAAAAAAAGAAUUAGUUCAAUUAACCGGAUCACAUACAAAAUUUGAGCAAGAAUCAAAAAUUAAAUUAGAAAAAGCAUUGAUUGAUUGUGCAGAUGCGAAUAGUCGAAGUAAAUCUCUUGAAUGUUCAUUACAAAUAGCACAAGAUGAAUUAAAACGUUUUAAUGAGCAAAAUGAACAACAGAAAGAAGAUAUUCAACAACUUGUACAAUCAGUUGAUGAACAACGUUCGUUGAUUUCAGAUAUUGAAAUACAAUUACGAGAUUCUCAAACACGAUGUACAGAUAUAGAAAUUGAAAAACAACGAAUACAAAAUGAUUUUGACGAAUAUUAUCAACGAACACAUCAUCUAGAAGAAUUACAACAGAAAUCGAUACAAAAUGGAACAGCUCAUGGUCGAUUUCAAGUUCAAUCUUCUUUACUUGAUCCAAUUAUAGAAAAUAAUAAUUCUAUUGAUAUUCCAAUAUUGAAAGAAAAUGGAGAAAAUGAAACACAUGAUGAAUCAAUAAUGCCAUUAGAUCAAAUUGAUCCUAUUAUUAAUCAUAAUCAUACAGAAAAAUAUGAUAAUAUCAAUGGACAUGAUUCUGUUAAUGAAUUAAUAGAAGCACAAAAACAAAUUGUUUUACUUCGUGAAAAUUUAAAUAAAACAAAUGAACGUAUCGUUUCUGCUGAAGAUUCGUAUCGAAGUGAACAAGAACGUUACCGUUCAUUGAUAUCCGAACAUGAAUUAGUACGUGAUGAAUUAAAUCAAUUAAAAAUUCGUUUAAAUAAAGAAAAGAAUGAUAAUAAUGAAUUAGUUCAAGAACAACAAAAUAAACUUGAUACAUUAUCAAAAUCAAUUUUAUCAAAACAAAUUGAGCAUGAUCAAUUGCUUAAUGGAAGAUAUAAUAUUCGAUUUCAUACAAUAGAAUAG
Molecule: messenger RNA, 942 nt
Organism: Adineta steineri
Lineage: Eukaryota; Metazoa; Rotifera; Eurotatoria; Adinetida; Adinetidae
Source: the annotation of a GenBank genome assembly